Molecule: messenger RNA, 1071 nt
Organism: Colletotrichum chrysophilum
Lineage: Eukaryota; Fungi; Ascomycota; Sordariomycetes; Glomerellales; Glomerellaceae
Exons: 2
Coding region: 1-1071 (356 amino acids)
Source: RefSeq, a predicted model, not a curated record
AUGGCAGCCACGCCUCCCUCAUCCGUAGACGUAGAAAUGGUCGACGCUCUCUCGCCGGCGUCCACCCUCUCCCCACCACCAGACUCAGGGUCCGAGUACGAGGACGUCAGAACGAAAAAAGACUCUCCCAACCCGCAAAUCACCUCCCUUGAAAAAAUCAACCUCGAAUCGCCCCUCAUCGGCACCGACCUGGCAAACAUGGCGAGAAGAUCGGCGCGCAACACGAACAAGCCGAGACCCGUCGUGGUCUCCCCCGCGAGACCGGCGAAGAGGAACAUCGUCACCAAAGUGUCCGCGGCGAAGAAGGCGCCUAAGUGGACCGCGGAGAAGCUCCUUACGGAUACUAGGUCACCCCUCGCCAGCGCGGAUCUCAGGACCAUCCUCUGCCAGCCAGCAGCAUGGGACAUCCUCACCUCUGCCGAGCGCGCCGAGAUCAUCGCCCUGUUCCCCGCCGGCACGCGCAUCCUAGACGAGGGUACCGAGAACGCGCGCCCCGACCUGGACGCCCUGCGCAACGACAACAACUUCCGGCACGACUGCGCGACGUACACGGACAACAUCGCGCAGGGGAAGCACGACCCCGAGUGGCUGGAGCAGGCCUGGGCUGCGCGCGAGCGCCGUAGGAUGGGCGAUUUCGACGACUACCUCGUGCAGAAGUUCGAGGACGAGUGGAGCUGCGAGUUGCCUGAGGAUUUCAAGCCGAGGAGGGAUGCGCCUGCGCCGGCGGAGGGUGUGGAAGAGGGUGUGGAAGCUGCGGGUGCCGUGGGGGAAAUGGAGGUUCAACCCUUACCUGCGGAGGCUGGUGAAGAGACCGAGACCGCUAAGCAGGAGUCGAUUCAAGAGGAUUCCAAGAACGACCUGAUCAAGGAGACGACGGAGACCGCUAAGGACGAUGCUGAGGGCGAUCUGAACCCUAAACCGGACGCGGGCGAAGAAGCCUCUGGAAACGAGCCUGUUGUCAAGCUUGGAUCACCCGUCCCCGACGAUGAUGAGGCCGUUGGCACCAAGCCUACGACGACGGAAAGGACUGCAGCAGUGGCUAAUGGUAAACCUACGGGGCCAUCGAUCUAG